GAAAAGUCUAAUUCCAGUGUAAAUGUAUAAAGCCCACGGCUUCUCCUUGGUCAUGUCGAUAUUGUGACCAAGCCAGCAGCACUCGAAGCAUCGACCGGUCUCAGCAUUAAAUCCAACAAGUCACUUCAAUAAUAACGCCACUGGACCCUUAAUCCACCAGGUUCAUACUUGUCGCCCACCUUCAACAUGAAGACCUUCUACAUCGCAGCCCUGGCUACCGGAAUCCUGUCCGGCGCCAAUGCUCUGUCCUGCAAUCUCGGCAUGGUGUACUGCGGACACACCUUGGUUAAUAUGGGCUGGACAGCGAAGCAAGUGAUGGACCAAACCCAAAACUGGGUGGCCAAAAACGAGGUGGAAGCUCUUCAGUCCAUUUACAAGUGCGAGGACCAUUGGUGGUGGACCAAAGCCGACCUGAUCCAUGUUGCCCUUUGCGUCAAUGGGUGCAGGGACAAUGGGUCAGGCAGCUCCGAUUCGUGCUACUAAGAAUCGAAGGGGGGGAGAGGGAGUGUGGACAAUAGAUAAACUGGAUAAUAUGAAGUUAAAUGGAGUUCAUUCAACGUCUAAAAUCGAACGCGAUCUCGCCCGCCUCUCCCUAUGGUAUUCAACGGGCUAGCUAUUGACUGAUACUUUAAA
Messenger RNA from Pyricularia grisea, 633 nucleotides. RefSeq lists its product as uncharacterized. Bases 187 to 483 code for a protein of 98 amino acids. The record is from RefSeq and is a predicted model, not a curated record. NCBI's taxonomy places the organism in Eukaryota, Fungi, Ascomycota, Sordariomycetes, Magnaporthales, Pyriculariaceae. The transcript has 2 exons.